This is a messenger RNA of Nymphaea colorata (pocket water lily), 904 nucleotides long. Its product is annotated as ubiquitin-conjugating enzyme E2 20-like. The record is from RefSeq and is a predicted model, not a curated record. The coding region runs from base 138 to 722 and encodes 194 amino acids. NCBI's taxonomy places the organism in Eukaryota, Viridiplantae, Streptophyta, Magnoliopsida, Nymphaeales, Nymphaeaceae. The transcript has 6 exons.
AUCUCUCUCUCUCUCUCUCUCUCUCUCUCUCUCUUGAGAAGAGGAGAUCGUUCCCCGCUGUGAGGAGAGGAGUAGCGAACAAGACGCGAAGUGAGAAUCGUUCUCGUCUUCUUUUUCCGCAUCUCUAAGCUUCAAGAAUGGCUCCCGCUAGUUAUUCAGAUGCAACCCGUCAAAGAUCGGUGGAACAUCAAGAUAACACGCCGGUCGUACCGCCAAUUUCGUCUGCUCCAGCAAAGCAGCCUCAGAUGACCGCCAAAAGCGUAGACAGCCAUUCUGUGACUCGAAGGUUGCAAUCUGAGUUAAUGGCAUUGAUGAUGAGUGGCGAACCCGGAAUUUCUGCAUUUCCUGAAGGAGACAACAUCUUCUGCUGGAAAGGAACCAUUACAGGAAGCAAAGACACUGUGUAUGAAGGCAUGGUCUACAGGCUCUCACUGACAUUUUCUACAGAGUAUCCCUUUAAGCCACCGAAGGUGAAAUUUGACACGAUGUGCUUCCAUCCCAAUGUUGACACCUCCGGUAACAUCUGCUUGGACAUUCUUCAGGACAAAUGGUCAUCUGCGUAUGAUGUUAGGACAAUUUUACUGUCAAUUCAAAGCCUGCUCGGAGAACCAAAUAAUGACUCCCCACUAAAUACUUCAGCUGCUGCACUGUGGAGCAACCAAGAAGAAUUCAGGAAAUCAGUAGAAAUGCAGCGGCACAAGCUUUCAGGUGGAGUCGUCUAGCUGUCUGUUUCUUGUCAUAUACAGCUACAUUCAGUUGCCUCCCUCUGUUAAAAGGAUUGAUACUUCUUUUUGAGGCCAACAAUUCUUUAUCUUGUCUUUAUGCUCUUGGGCCCAUUGUGUGCUUUCCUCAUCUGUUUGUAUCUGCACCUUAUGAACUUAAUCGAAGGAAACAUUACUGAUCA